Mesocestoides corti is the source of this 645-nucleotide messenger RNA. The record is from the annotation of a GenBank genome assembly. NCBI's taxonomy places the organism in Eukaryota, Metazoa, Platyhelminthes, Cestoda, Cyclophyllidea, Mesocestoididae.
AUGGAACGGUUUAAGAAACGUAUUUCAGGGGUUGCAGCGUCUGAGAACAAAGUCGAUUUCGUGACUUGUGAGGGUGCCAUCCGAGCACCGGUUGCAAUUCUUCCGGGUGAGGGGGAUGUGGUGACCAGCCCCCCUCUCUGGUCCCCUCGUGACGUGCCUGCUUUCAGUGUGCUCUCCAAGGGACACCCAAAGCUGGGUGUUACGACGGCAUCUUUCCGAGGCUCACCCAUGACCUCCACGUGGCAGCUUCACGCUAAUGCACUGCCUCACUUAGCGGAGGUCCGCGAUGACAGCCCUCAGUCGCCCGCCUUUCCCAAUGGUGAAGAACAAGAAAAAGGCAAGUCAACACAGGCAAGCCCUAUCUCCCUUUUACCGCGAUCUGAUUGGACAGAAAAAUCAAGCAAGGGCCACGUUGAAGAGUUUGGUUUCCGCGACACUUCACUAGAAAAAUCCUCCUUCCAUUUGACCGUCCACGUGAAAAUCCGAGUUGACUUUGACGGAGCUCCCCGGCGUGCGAGGGGGCACACCGCGCGCCCGCCGACCCGCCCGGCGUCGAAGGGGGAGUCGACAGUCCGACUGGGUCGGUGGGGCACCGCGAAGCGGCACAACCGACACCCUACCCACUUACGGACAACGCACAGAUGA